Messenger RNA from Papaver somniferum (opium poppy), 2681 nucleotides. RefSeq lists its product as uncharacterized. The record is from RefSeq and is a predicted model, not a curated record. Lineage: Eukaryota; Viridiplantae; Streptophyta; Magnoliopsida; Ranunculales; Papaveraceae. The transcript has 2 exons. The coding region runs from base 60 to 2507 and encodes 815 amino acids.
AGUGAAUUUGGGUUGUUAGCUGGGUUUUUUUUCUUUUGAUUAGUAUCUCUUCAGGUUCCAUGGAGAAACCAGAGUUAUCAAAUCAGAGAAGUGAACGUAGACUCCCAACAUCAGCCAGAGCAGCACCUUGGCUUAUUAUCCCACAUGGAGAAAAUCGUAAGUUUCAAACUUUCUUUAACAUGUUUGAUCCUAUGAACAAAUCUUACAAAAAAUUCAUACCAGAAUUGAGUAGAAAAAGAUUUUGGCAAAAAAAUUCUCACCAAGGAUGGUUAAUUAUUGUGUGUGAGGAGGAUAAUGAUCCCAAUUUCAAUAAUGGAGAUUGUUUUCUAUGGAAUCCUUGUUCACUAGAUAUUAUUAUGUUACCUAAUUUAUACCAUUUUAAUCAACUAUAUAGAUGUCCUAUCAGAGAUUGUCUUUUGUCUUCACCUCCUGAUCAGAGCAGCAGUUGUGGUGGUACUGGGGAUGGGAUUGAGGGUAGUGGUAGUCAUAACAGGCAUAGAGGUAGUACUGGUGAUGAUUCAAAUGUUUAUAUCCUUUACUAUGACGGUGGAUCUCGCUAUAUUAUUCUUUAUUGUCACGCUGGUGAAAAACAAUGGAGAAAACAUGAGUAUGUUGAUGGAGAUCGAGAUCUUGAAUCAAUGUUUUAUUUUAAGGGCAAGCUAUAUAUAAUGUGUUGGUAUGGCCGAGUCUUGGAGAUAACAAUAACAAAUGGCGGUUCUGACAUUUGUGAUGAGGAGGAAGAGACACUCAGCCUCAGUAUAAGUAAAUUUAGUACAAAUGAGAACAGCAUAAUUUACUCAGAAAACGUAGCAAGACGUUUGGAUUAUUAUCACUCAUAUUAUUUGGAGUCUUUUGGUGAAGUUAUUAGAAUCGACAGGCAUUACAUUGAAAGAGGUGAUUAUGAGCACCUUGUAACCAAAAUACUUGUAUCGAGAUUGGAUUUCAAUUCAUUGACUUGGGAGGUAAUGAAAUCUUCGAGAGACCAUGUCUUCUUUAUAAGCUAUCUUGAUACUACUGAUGAUGAGCGCUAUAUUGUUCCUACUGAUAGCAAGCGCUAUCUUGAUACUACUGAUACGCGACUGUCUUGCUUGGCCUCAGACUUGGGUUUAUCAACGGGUUGUGUGUAUUUUACACUAAAAUGUGAUCUGAGCGUGUACAAGUAUGACCUGGAGGACGAAAGCGUUUCAGUUUCUUUACCAUGUCCUGAUGUACCAACACCAUGGUUGUCUCCCACAUGGCUAAUGAUUCCUACAUAUUCAAGGGACGAUGACAGUAGAAUAACAACAGACCUUACGCUAGGAAGUUUAAAGUAUGAAGACGUAGAAAAGGUUAUAAAGGCAACAGAAAACAAAACUAGCACUGUAGAUGAGGAUGACGAUAAAGAGGAUAUUAAAGAAGCAGGACUAUUGAUCAAGCUUAAUGAUGAUAUAGUAUGGGCUAUGUCAAGUUUUCUUCAUAGAGUGGAUUGUAUACAUUUACGUGUCGUUAGUAAAAAAUAUCGAUCAGUAAUAGACCUGAGAAGAUACUCUUCUGCUAGAACAGUAAAGAACACAGAUACAUCCCCAUGGCUGUUUUUCCCUAAGAACGAUCGAUCCAUUUUAAAUUUCGUAAACCCAAUGCACAAUAAUGAGAACUACUUCUUGAACAUCCCUAAGUUGCUGAAAGGUUCUAGAAUUCGGUUCUCGAAAGGUGGAUGGUUGCUCAUGUCGACAAAACGCAAGAUUUUGUUCUUCUAUAAUCCAUUCACAAAAUCAACUGUCAGACUUCCAAACUUGCCAGAUAUUUCUGACUUCACAGGUAUCUCAUUCUCGUCCUUACCCACUUGUUCUGAUUGUCUAGUUUUUGCCAUCAUUAAAGAGUUAAUCGUGGAUCAAGUUCGUAUCUUUUUUAUAAAGCGGGGAAAUAAAGACUGGUCAUAUGAUCUGUACGAUAACGUUUAUUUGCCUUCCAAUAAGAUAAACCUGAAGUUCGAGCUGACUCUCAACAAUCCAGUUUUCUACCAAGGAAGAUUCUACUGCGUAGACAACAACGGAGCAUUAGGAGUAUUUAACUACGAACACUCAAACAUGAGUUGGGAAAUUCUAUCCAUGAUAACCCCGCCUAAUUGUGGAUUUAUCUAUAACAGUUAUUUGGUGGAGUGUGAAGGAAAACUUCUGUCUGUGUUGUUAGGACGUCUAGGACAUUGGGUUCGUAUUUAUAGACUGAACGAAUCUAUGAUGGUCUGGAUUGAAGUUAAACAUUUGGGGAAGCAUAUGUUGUUUCUUAGCAGUACAUCUUGUAUCUCAGCAAUUGCUCCAACUAGUCAAAUGGAGAACAAGAUCUACUUUCCGAGGUUGCAUAACGAAGAAAUAUUAUAUUAUUCUCUUGAAACCGGUAUGUAUCACUCUGUUGGGAGUAAUCAUUCUGCUAAAGAUUUUCAUGAUUCCAGGGAGAAAUUACAUUGCAGUUGGAUAGAACCUAAUUGGUCAGAGAUCUCAGAUCACUAUCUCGAUUGGCUUAACAUCUAGCUACAUUCUUAGCCUCCUCUUGCAUUUCUAUUUUCCUGUCCUGUAACAGAAGUAGUUUCUGAUUUAUAUGUAUUCUGCAUGAACUAUGAUUUCUUUUAAGAUGGUCAGUGACUGCAUUUGCAUGUUUAUCAUCUGAAUGCUGAAAUCCUACUGUCUGGAUGCUUAUAGUUGUUA